GCCGCCUCCUCGUCCUGCCCAGCAGCAGAGAGCUCUGGCACCACCUCCUCUUCAACUCGUCGCUCCUCCCCCUCAGCUGCUCCUGCCGGCAGCCUGGAGGAGCAGCCUCCCUGCAGAGCAGCACGAGUGGGUCAGCAGGGCUCUGUUUGUGGGCUACAAGUCAGGGUGGCCCGUCCUGUCCACGGACUAUCAGCUGUGGCACCACCCCCCCGGCCCCCGGCUGAAGUACCACCAGCGGCCCUCCUCCCCAGAUGCUUUCUUCCAGCGGCCCUUCUUCUUCUGGGCGCCGAACAAAAUGUGGCAGUACCACCUGAAGUGCCCAAGCUGCGCACACAAGAUGACGGGUAGUGGUCUCUACAAGACCGUGCGCAGAGUUCUGGACACCAACGGCUGGUACUACAUGGGGUCGGAGUACCUGGAGUGCAGCUCCUGCACAAAGAAGUGUGCCGGCUGGGCAGCGAACAUCAGGAGCCAGCUGGACCUGGACCACCAGCUGCUCUUCCCUGCUGUGCUGACCUACAGGCUCUCUUGUGACCGGAGUGUGCUGGCUCAAUUGAAGGGGCGCACGCUGGACAACAGCGCCAGCCGGCUGCACUCCUACCUGGUGGAGCAGCACACGACAGAGUGGAUGACGAGGAGCAUCCACUACCUAAACACCUGCAGGAAGUUUGUGGUUGCAGGUGUGCAGAUGCCACCUCCUCAGCCUCCACCACAGAUGGUGCCUGUCCCCAGCAGCGGCUGGCUUCUGUCCACCUUCGUCCUGGAGUCCUUUACGAGGAUCGAGGAGCUGAAGGCCAAGGUGACCUCUACCUUUGGCUCCAUUCUCAAAAUGGACUCCACCAAGAAGGUGACCAAGAAGCUGGCGGGAGCAGACGCUGGUACCGCUCUGUGGAUGAGCAGCGUGGGGAACGAGCUGGGGCAGGUCCUGAUGUCCGUGCUGACGGCCGCUGAGGGCUACGGCCUGAGAGACAUGGCGCAGGGCCUGCAGAACCGGUACCAGCUGGCAGGGAAGGAGCCUCCACAGGUCCUGUAUGUGGACAGGGACUGCUGCCGGAGGGACGGAGGCACCUGCGCUGCAGCUGCUCUCUUCCCCGCCUGGCCACGCCUGGCUGUCAGGCUGGACAUCUGGCACUUUAUACGCCGACUGGCAGUAGGCGUGACCUCCGAGAGCCACCCCCUCUACCCCGAGUUCAUGCGGCGUCUCUCCAGCUGCAUCUUCGAGUGGGACCCGGAGGACCUGUCCCUCUUGGAGACGGCCCUGCAGGCGGGCGGGUCCAGAAGGACGCCGUCCAGCAAGGAGUUGGGUCGGCACUGCCGCCGCCGCACGCGUGGGGCUCAGGAGACCGAGCGUCUCCUUGGAGAGGCGGUGGAGGCGUUCAAGGGGGCCACCGAUGCCAUGAACGUCCCCCUGCUGGACCGACGCCGCAUGGAGGAGAUCCUGGAGACACAGAGGCAUCACAUCCCCUGCAUUCAGGAUCCUGCUGGUCUCUGCCUGUACACCAAGACGGGACAGCUGACCCGGGGGGGGGUGUCUCUGCCCGUCUACCGCUGUGCCCGCGGCUCCACGUCCCUGGAGUCCUUCCACCUGCACCUCCACAGGUUCAUCCCGGGCUCCUCUGCGAGGGGGACAUUCCUCCAAAUGUUACUGUUGGAGGGGCUCACGAGGUGGAACGAGGACCGGGGAAAGGCGGCAGCGGGGGGGGCCGGUGUUCCGGAUUAA
Messenger RNA from Trematomus bernacchii (emerald rockcod), 1720 nucleotides. RefSeq lists its product as uncharacterized. The transcript has 7 exons. NCBI's taxonomy places the organism in Eukaryota, Metazoa, Chordata, Actinopteri, Perciformes, Nototheniidae. The coding region runs from base 296 to 1720 and encodes 474 amino acids. The record is from RefSeq and is a predicted model, not a curated record.